UCUUGUCAGACUGGCACAUGUCGCCGCAGGUUCAACACCACCACCAGAAAAUUAUGAUUUUCCUGCAAUUGAAAAUAUCGAGCCUGAUAAUGGAAUAGCAGUCGGGAUGGGCAUUGAUGCUGCUUUUGCUGCUGCGAAAUUUCAUUUUGAUCUCACAAAAAAAUAUUAUUUUGUAAAACUCUUUCCUCAAUGUGCUAAAAGUAUUGGUUUGCUGGCAGAAAAUCAAGACUAUGGUUUUAAGAAGUGCCCACCAACAAUUCUCCGUGCAUUAAUCACGUUUUUUAUCCACCAUUGUCUUGAUAAUCAUCAUAGCCCAUCAGAAAAGAUUUCAUCAUAUCCCUCACCUGCCACUCCGAUCCUAAAGUCUAUUGUACUAGGUCCCGAGAAUCGCGAAUUUGCGCAUGAAAUAGUACGCCAAGCUCUCAUGUUACCUGCUGGUAGCCCAUUAUAUAAAGAUAUCGUGAGAGGUGCUGUUCAUAUUGUUGGUGUCUGGAUACUUAGUGGG
Molecule: messenger RNA, 505 nt
Organism: Racocetra persica
Lineage: Eukaryota; Fungi; Glomeromycota; Glomeromycetes; Diversisporales; Gigasporaceae
Source: the annotation of a GenBank genome assembly